Geodia barretti is the source of this 911-nucleotide messenger RNA. NCBI's taxonomy places the organism in Eukaryota, Metazoa, Porifera, Demospongiae, Tetractinellida, Geodiidae. The record is from the annotation of a GenBank genome assembly.
ACCAGGAUCCAACAGGGGAUAAGGUGUUCAGCGCUUCUAUGACGGCACAGUCUCGAAACAGCGAAGACCAGCAGCGACACGAACUAGCCGCAAAGCUCCCAAACCUCACAGACCCAGAAAAGAUUGAAAUCCUCAAUGCACGCGUCCAGAGCCUCGAGGAGAAAAUGAUCUUGAAGAAUAGGAGGAUACGAGAACUAGAAUCUUCGAAUUCAUGACCGAUUGUGACACUUCAUUGACUAUGAUAUCUAUAAUUAUAAUUUUUCCCGCGUGUUCUUGAUUGCGCAUGCGUCGCAAACAAAUUGCAUAAAAGUCGCAGAACAAACCGCACUUCAGCAUCUCGGUCGUUCAUUAUGAAGUGUUUCCCAGUGGUGUCUGCUGCUCUCAUUCUCGCAUGGGCCGUUGCGAGUCUGGUCUCCGGACAAGACGACCUCAAAACGGUCUACUUCUCGCUCAUCGUCUCCAAUGGAGAGUACGGUUUCCGGUCGUCUGGCGCCGUCCCUUCCAUCGAUUUAGCUCUGGAGGCAGUUCGGAGCAUGCAGGUUCUCCCUGGUUACAAUCUCACGUACGAAACUGUCAGGAACUCUAAGUGCACGCGGACGGACUCCCUGGAUGCUUUCUUUGUGGACACGCAGAGCGGAGCCUCACCGAAGAUCGCCGUCGUGGGCUGCGGAUGCUCCCCGGCGACUGAGCCGGUAGCAGAGAUCAGUCAUCACUGGAACAUCACGCAGAUAUCAUUUGCCGCUGGGUUGUCAGUCGCUCAGCGACAGGUCGAGGUUCAGGUACUAUUUCCGUACCACUCCCACGACGUCAAACUAUGCCCCGGCCAUCCUCGGAGUCCUCAACAGGUUCAACUGGAAACGACUGGCCGUCUUCACUCUGAACCAGAACGUCUUUCAAAUGAUUGUGAGUGA